AUGAUCGAGGCUAGUAAGAGUGGAAUAAGUAUCGCCCUAAUACAGGAACCAUAUGUGGGGGGAGUGGGGUACAUGAAGGACUACCGAGGUGCUCAAUUAUAUCAAUGCGCCCAAAGAUCAUCCGGAGUGGUGAAGACUGCAAUUGCCGUCUUCAACGACAACAUCAGCGACACACAGUAUCCUAAUCUCACCACUAACAAUCUCACGGUGGUUAAAAUUGGAAUGGGUGUCCGGGAGGUGGGAGUAAUAUCCCUGUAUCUCGAACCGGACAUACCCAUUGAACCAUACAUGGAUCAUCUAAGACAUGUACUUACAAAAAUUGGAAAAAUUGAAGUACUCAUAGGAGGGGACGUAAAGGCGUAG
Messenger RNA from Parnassius mnemosyne (clouded apollo), 363 nucleotides. The record is from the annotation of a GenBank genome assembly. Lineage: Eukaryota; Metazoa; Arthropoda; Insecta; Lepidoptera; Papilionidae.